Cyprinodon variegatus (sheepshead minnow) is the source of this 2879-nucleotide messenger RNA. RefSeq names its product solute carrier family 25 (mitochondrial carnitine/acylcarnitine carrier), member 29 (gene slc25a29l). The record is from RefSeq and is a predicted model, not a curated record. Gene Ontology annotation, cellular component: mitochondrion. Gene Ontology annotation, biological process: mitochondrial L-ornithine transmembrane transport. Gene Ontology annotation, molecular function: high-affinity L-arginine transmembrane transporter activity. The coding region runs from base 1453 to 2223 and encodes 256 amino acids. NCBI's taxonomy places the organism in Eukaryota, Metazoa, Chordata, Actinopteri, Cyprinodontiformes, Cyprinodontidae. The transcript is spliced from 4 exons.
CGUUGUUCAGGGUCACACAGUUUGAGCCUUGCUAUCAUAGUUUGCUGGCUAACGCAAGCUGUAGAGGACCACAGCGAUAACACUGUUGAUCUUGACGCUAUGAGAUCAGCAGCGACAAUUAUAACCCUGUUUUAAUCCGCCGCAGCCAAUGGAUCCGGGGGGCGGACGGGACUCGCUAGGGGAGUUGGCUGCCUGCGAGGGAUCCGAUUGGGCCGCUUAAAAAGGACACGCACGCGCUGCCUGCUUUCCGCUACAAUCUCCGCCUCACAGAAAUAGAAAGGUCCAGCAGGAAGAGCGAGUCUAAUAGGAGGAAAAUAAUAAGACAAUCUUCUCCAAGUGAUAGCGGCUCUUUUAUUAGCAGGACUAACUGUUUACCUUCCCAUCAAUCCACCGAGCCCGGGGGGUAAAUAGUUAGCUUUAAUCUGAUUCAGAGCUAGCCAAUUUUUAAAAAUUCGUGGCGAAUUACAUAUUCCUAUAAUUUAAACCAAUAGUAAAUCUUCCAAUCUGUGCAUUUUCUAAAGUAAUGGCCCUGGACUUCGCUGCUGGAUGCAUUGGAGGUGCUGCUGGCGUUUUGGUCGGGCAUCCAUUCGAUACUGUAAAGGUGGGUGUUUGCUAAUUCCUCUUUACUUUUAAUCUUGUUAGGCAAUAAUAGGGUUAAUUAACACAGUUGGUGUUUCAGUGUUAAGCCAGAACAACUUAUGUUUCUAAUUAUAAAGCUAUGUAAACCCAGUGUGAAUAUUUUUUGGCUGAUAAUACUUGACAAACUAAGAACUUAAAAACUUUCUUUGCAUGUUUAUCAUUAAAUGCGUUUAACUAGAAAGGUGCUAAAAAAUGAAAAGUUUACAUAAAGUAGCAAUAACUGCUUAUUGAGAGGAAGGCCUCUGAAAGACUGGCUUCAUUUAAAGGAAUAAGACUCCCUAAUCGAAUGGAACCUUUCUUUUUUUUAAGUACAAAAGUUACCAAGUUACUAAACUUAAGUUUUUAAGUACAAAAUGUUCUGUUUUUUAACUAAAAUAAAAAAGGCCUUAACAUUCUAUCACUGAUAGUCUGGAGUUUUUUUCUUGAAGCCACUAGCUUCUUAAGCAAUCCAGAGUCACAUAUGUCUGUUCGAAAAAUCCUGGCAAGGUGAGAAAGCUUCAUAUGAAGGCAAAUGUGUUAGUGACUUAGUUUGAGCUUGUUUAAAGGAACACGAAGAUGGUGAAUGGCUUUUUUUUGGUUGUAGUUCUCUUUACACCUUGCUUUUGAUGUCAUUUCUCCCUGAGCCGGCGUCUGCUUGGGGCUCGGGGCGGCUGUCUUUAACAGCUACAGUGUCACUGUGUUGUAGAUGAGAGAGAGAAAUAAACAACCUCUCCACGGAAAUGUGACCUAGUGCGGCUUCAGGUACAAAAUGUGGACAAACCUCUUUACCGUGGGACGUUUCACUGCUUUCAGUCAAUUGUACGCCAGGAGUCGAUGCUUGGUCUGUAUAAAGGCAUCGGUUCUCCAAUGAUGGGCCUGACUUUCAUCAAUGCGAUAGUCUUUGGCGUCCAAGGCAACGCUAUGCGGCAUCUUGGCAACGACACGCCUCUCAACCAGUUCCUGGCUGGAGCUGCCGCUGGAGCAAUCCAGUGUGUAAUCUGCUGCCCAAUGGAGCUGGCCAAGACGCGCAUGCAGAUGCAGGGAACCGGGGAGAAAAAGUCAAAGAAGAAGAUGUACAAAAACUCCCUGGACUGCCUGGUGAGAAUCUAUAAGAGGGAAGGGUUCAGGGGGAUCAACCGCGGCAUGGUGACCACCCUGGUGCGUGAGACGCCGGGCUUCGGCGUGUACUUCCUGGCGUACGACGUGUUGACGCGUUCACUGGGGUGUGAGCCAGAAGACCCUUACAUGAUCCCAAAGCUGCUCUUUGCUGGUGGAAUGUCCGGCAUCGCCUCCUGGCUCUCCACCUAUCCGGUGGACGUGAUCAAGUCGCGUCUGCAGGCUGACGGAGUCGGGGGCGUCAACAAAUACAGCAGCAUCAUGGACUGCGUCAGGCAGAGCGUGCAGAAGGAGGGCUACAGGGUCUUCACCCGCGGGCUCACGUCCACGCUGCUCCGUGCGUUUCCGGUGAACGCAACAACGUUCGCCACAGUGACUCUGUUUUUAAUGUACAUGCGACGGGAGGAGGAAUGCAGCAUGCCGACAUCAGAGCCGCAGCCUGUGCAGCUGCAGCCUCUGCAGCAGCAGACGCAGCCCACCAGCAUGUAGAGGCAGGCAGGUUUGUGGUCAGUUAGCUGUUCAUAAUGACUAUAGACAGCUGACUGCUGAUGAGCCACCUGUUCAGGUGAGGACCCAUCCAUCCGUGGUAUUUAAAUAAACUUUUUUUUUUUUUUACUAAAAGCUGCAUUUGUAUAUAAAUGGAUUCUUUUUAACACGUGCUUUUGUACAAAGAGCAAGUUCUCAAAACAUUAGAAAACUGUACUGUGACUGUGAUGAUUACCAACAUGUAUGGUUUAAAAAUAAGUGUUUAGGUCAGAAUGGAGUCAUACCUGUUAGAAGGUAUCCCGGUUAGCAGUUGCACAUGCUGAAUUGUGCAUUCAAAUACUUGGUAGCCAAAAAAGUAACAGUUAUGCAUCCAAAUCAGUGCAGCUCUGUUCUUUUUUUAUAGCAGUAAAAUUUUACUAAAACAUGUUAAAUCUAGGGCUGAAACAAUUAAUCGAUUGAACUAAAUUUCAACUAAUUCAGUAAUAGGGUAAUCGUUGACUGGGGUAUAGAGACUAUAAAUCAUGCCUUUAGCUGACAGAUAAAAACCCACUUAGAGCAGAAGUUAUAUUAAAAUUGUAAAAAAUAUAUAUAUAUAUAUUUUGCAUUCAAGAUAAAAAAUAAUAAUUUUCACCUGUUAAUGUGCUCCAUCCACAAGUGGA